Messenger RNA from Theobroma umbraticum, 2115 nucleotides. RefSeq names its product eukaryotic translation initiation factor 5-like. NCBI's taxonomy places the organism in Eukaryota, Viridiplantae, Streptophyta, Magnoliopsida, Malvales, Malvaceae. Gene Ontology annotation, biological process: formation of cytoplasmic translation initiation complex; translational initiation. Gene Ontology annotation, cellular component: cytosol. The record is from RefSeq and is a predicted model, not a curated record. Gene Ontology annotation, molecular function: eukaryotic initiation factor eIF2 binding; GDP-dissociation inhibitor activity; translation initiation factor activity.
UUUUGUGAUUCUCUAUUCGUUGCCGACUGGCCAUAUAUAAGCUGCGGCUCCUACCCUUUUUGUCCGCAACAAAACUCUUACCUCUACCAUCUGAAAGCUCCGACCCCAGCUUCUCUUCCCAAAUUCCCAAUCCAUCUACUCCCCUUUUCUUCCUUAUCUUAUCCAAGUAAGUUGGCAGUUUAGUCUGCUGCGUCUGCAGUUUGUCAAAGUGGAGGGUGUUAGUUUUGAAUCUUCUUUUAUGUCUGAACGGGCCUCUCUCUUUUUGUCAUCAAUUGGAUUACUUGGAGAGUACUGCCCCACGUCCAGGAAAAAGAAUAGAAGUUCCUCUUGUGAAGUUAUCUGCAUGCAUAUUGAGGCCAAUAACACACACUGUCUUGGUUGCCGUUUUAUGCGACCUCUUCCAAGUGCAAGAAAGCUGUCUGGAAAAGGAGGAUUUCUCACCACAAUUCAAAACACCAGUAUCUGAUCAGUGCCCUUUCUGAUUAUCUCUCUCCUACAGUUUGAUUAAGAUGGCUUUGCAAAAUAUUGGUGCUGCGAACAGUGAUGAUGCCUUUUAUAGGUAUAAGAUGCCAAAAAUGAUGACCAAGAUUGAAGGGAGAGGAAAUGGUAUCAAGACUAACGUGGUUAACAUGGUUGAGAUUGCAAAGGCUUUGGCCAGACCUGCUUCUUACACUACAAAGUAUUUUGGUUGCGAACUGGGAGCCCAAUCUAAGUUUGAUGAGAAGACUGGAACUUCACUUGUAAAUGGGGCUCAUGACACUGCCAAGCUUGCAGGGCUUCUUGAGAACUUCAUUAAGAAGUAUGUUCAGUGCUAUGGCUGUGGGAACCCUGAAACUGAGAUUAUUAUUACUAAGAUGCAGAUGAUUACCCUGAAGUGUGCUGCAUGUGGGUUUGUUUCUGAUGUUGACAUGAGGGAUAAGCUUACAACUUUCAUUCUUAAGAACCCACCUGAGGCGAAGAAGUCUUCAAAAGACAAGAAGGCGAUGAGGAGGGCUGAAAAGGAAAGACUUAAGGAGGGUGAGGCUGCUGAUGAAGAGUUGAAGAAGAUUAAAAAAGAGUCAAAGAAGAAAGGUACCUCUACUACUUCAAAGGAUGCUGCUUCCAAAGGUGCAGCAACCAAGAAGAAAAGCAAAAAUUCUGAUGAGGAUCACUCCCCUGCACACAGCCAGGCUGAUGAGAAUGAACAGGUGGCCAGUGAUGACGACAACGAUGAUGUGCAGUGGCAAACAGAUACUUCACUAGAGGCUGCUCGACAACGUAUCCAACAGCAGUUGAGUGCUGUUACUGCAGAUAUGGUGAUGCUUUCUACCAAUGAAGAGAAGAAAAAGACUGUGAGGAAGUCUCCAGAGCGUGAGGGCAAGGUUCAUGAGAAUGGUGUCAGUGCCCAUGAGAAACUUGUUCAUGAGAUAAUGGAAUACCUCAAGAAAGGGUCCCCUGCAACUCAGCUUAAAUCGUUCCUAGGUUCACUCUCUGGAACCUCCCAAGAAGUCAUGGAUGCACUGUUUGUAGCACUAUUUCAUGAUGUCAAGAAGGGAUUUGCAAAGGAAGUGACCAAAAAGAAGAGCUACUUGGCAGCAGCAAUUCAGGAAGAGGGAUGGCAGAUGGUGCUCCUCCAUUCUAUUGAGUCUUUUUGUGGCAAGGCUAGCCCUGAGGCAGCGAAGGAGGUGGCUUUGGUUCUUAAAGUGCUGUAUGACAAUGACAUUUUGGAAGAAGAGCUUAUCAUGGAGUGGUACCAGAAGGGUGUAGCUGGUAGCAAUAAGAGUUCUCAGAUUUGGAAAAAUGUCAAGCCUUUCAUUGAAUGGCUCCAGAAUGCUGAGUCCGAGUCAGAAGAGGAGUGAUUCUGAAGCUCUUUGGCAUAGUUGCAUUUAUAAUGCUUAUACCAGACAUGCUACUUUUCCUACAAAAAGAGAAUAGUUAUAGAUAUAAGUGUGUGGCGACAGUCAGUUUGUUUAAAUAAAGGGCAGUGAGCGAGCUCCUGCGUGCUCUCUGUUCUGUUGCGUUGUGAUUACUAGUUGUUGUUACCGAUUUGAGUCUGGUGUUCUGAUUUGCUUCAUCUGACUUUGUGUCUGCGUGCUUAAAACUAUAUGAAGUUGAAUUGAGUUUGCUACUUUUUCA